AUGUUCAAAUACCUGGCCUUCAUCCUGCUGGUUGCCGCUUGCACCGCCACCGACGACGAUGCGCAUGCCCAUGUUGAAAAGCAGUACAAGAAGGAGGACGGACAUGGAAAGUUCUCCUACGGCUAUGACAUAACCAAUGGCAUUGGUGCCGGAGAAGCUGGGGACGAGCAUCAGGUUCAUGGUGAAUAUCACUUCACCUCAAAAGAAGGACUGCCCGUAAAGGUGUCCUACACGGCCGAUGAGAAUGGCUAUCAUCCGCACGGUGAUCUCCUGCCCACGCCACCACCCACUCCAGAGGCAAUUCUCAGGGCCUUGGCCUACAUCGAUGCGCAUCCGCACAAGGAAGAGCCUCGUCCUGCCCAUCCUCAUUCCCAGCCCCGGUUGGUUCAUUCCCAGCCAGCUCAUCCUCAUCCAACCAAUCCACAUGGCCCUCGUCACCACUGAGCAUUCCAGAGUGCCAUUCUUGUGCAAUUGCGUUCUG
Molecule: messenger RNA, 481 nt
Organism: Drosophila persimilis
Lineage: Eukaryota; Metazoa; Arthropoda; Insecta; Diptera; Drosophilidae
Product: larval cuticle protein 4
Exons: 2
Coding region: 1-444 (147 amino acids)
Cellular component (GO): chitin-based extracellular matrix
Molecular function (GO): structural constituent of chitin-based larval cuticle
Source: RefSeq, a predicted model, not a curated record